AUGUCGCAGCAAUUCCUGGGCAUACAGAUUGAUGCCGUGUAUCACACCUCAAUCGUACUCGACGGCGUAGAAUACUACUACGGAUCAGGCGUGCAGACAUGUCGGGCGGGCACUACUCACCAUGGCCGGCCAAUGGAAGUAGUUAAGCUGGGGCAGACUGUGCUUCCUAUGGAGGUCAUAUUAGAGUACCUAGAGUCUUUAAAGGAGAUAUAUACUGCCGAGUCGUACGAUCUUUUCGCGCACAACUGCAACAACUUCUCGAACGACUUCGCCAUGUUCCUUGUCGGCAAAGGAAUACCAGACCACAUCACUUCCCUCCCACAGACCGUCUUGAACACGCCGUUCGGACAGAUGCUCAAACCGCAAAUCGACGCCGCUAUGCGACCAAUCGUCCAAGCGCCCACACCGCAGCCGGUACAACCGCAACCCCAUACGAAAGCGUCGAGCGCAAGUACAUCCAAUGGGGUCUCUUCUGGGGGCAGUGCUUUGGAAAUGAACACGGGCAGGGUCAACAACAUAACAGCACUGAAGGAUGUAGACCGCCUUCUCGAUCUCGCAAAAGACCGUUGCGCCAUCAUCUUCUUCACGAGUUCCACAUGCGCGCCAUGCAAGUUGGUGUACCAACCCUACGACGACCUUGCCGCCGAGACUGGCACCAAGUGCGUCUUCAUCAAAAUCGACUUUACCCACGCCGAUCGCUCCAUCAGCACCCGCUACCCGAACGUUCGCGCAACUCCGACAUUCAUAACAUACCUUAAGGGCGAAAAGCGAGACGAGUGGAGUGGAGCUGAUCCGAGGCAGCUGCGGAACAACGUGGAGAUGCUGGUCAACGCCGCGUUCCCAGCGCACCCACAUCUCGAGAAGAGCACACCCAUGCUGUUGCGGCAAAGUCAAAGGCCUGUCAAGUUCACCAAGGUGCCGCCACUGGAGAAGCUUGUCACGAAGAUGGGAGAUGCAGGACGGGAGCCAGCUGUGUCGUCAGUUGUAUCUUUCAUACAGACCCGCGAACAAUCUGGGGCCAUAGAAGCACCUUUAGGGAAUUUGCCGCAGUUUGCUGAUUACCUAAGGAAGAGCAUCUCAGUACUCCCUCCAGAGCUUCUGUUCAUGGUCAUAGACCUGCUCAGGGUAUCUCUGACCGACGUUCGUGUAGCAGGCUUCUUUGCGGAAGAACACAAAGGAGCAACUGGUACACCUGCUACGAUACACUUUCUGCUCGGCCACGUUGACAAGCUCGGCGAUUCGGCGCCUUAUCCACUUAGACUCACGACAUUACAUCUCGCAUGUAAUCUCUUCUCAUCGCCGCUCUUCAUACCACAUCUUCUCUCUCCGCCGCUCUCAUCAACGCUAAUCUCGAUCUUGACAACUGCGCUCCUUGACGAGAAACACCCCGCGCUCAAAGCCUCGGCUCUCAGCCUGGCAAUGAACAUGACGUCUUCGAACCAUCAAGUGCGCAUGAAGAAGCACAGCGCAAAUCAGACACAGUCUUUGUCUUCGGAGACUGAAAUACCGGAAGCGGAGCAAGGCGAGCUUCUAGCUUCGCUGCUGGAGAUCAUUGGCACCGAAGAGCAGUGGAGUGAGAAUCAGAAAAUGACUAUUAUAUGUAUUGGUUGGUUAGUGUAUGCUGCCGACAUGCAUGGUGAGCUGAGAGAUACUUGGAAAGUCAUGGAUGCCGUCGGUACGAUAGGGAAGGUUCUAGCGAAGGCUGGUGAGGAUAGCUUGAUGGUCAAUGAGGUGAAGAGUUUGUUGGAGGUUUAG
Messenger RNA from Alternaria hordeiaustralica, 1755 nucleotides. RefSeq lists its product as uncharacterized. The coding region runs from base 1 to 1755 and encodes 584 amino acids. Gene Ontology annotation, molecular function: peptidase activity. Gene Ontology annotation, biological process: protein modification by small protein removal. NCBI's taxonomy places the organism in Eukaryota, Fungi, Ascomycota, Dothideomycetes, Pleosporales, Pleosporaceae. The record is from RefSeq and is a predicted model, not a curated record. The transcript is spliced from 3 exons.